Styela clava is the source of this 609-nucleotide messenger RNA. The record is from RefSeq and is a predicted model, not a curated record. Lineage: Eukaryota; Metazoa; Chordata; Ascidiacea; Stolidobranchia; Styelidae.
UUUAUUCAAAAUUUCGCUGUAUCACUUUUUAAUUAUGGGAAUACGGAUUUUAUUCCGCCAAGCGUGCCGGCUGAUACCAAAAAUUCUCGCUACUCGAAAGUUUUUUGCCGUUACCGGUAUCGGUAAUGCUAAAGAUUCUGAGGGUUGGUUUAAUAUAUCCACUCACAAGUACAAGUUCUUCAGAAUAAAGUUUAAUUACGAAGAAGCUCAAAAAGAUUGCAAGAAACGUGGUGCAACGCUGGCUACAACGGGAAUAAGAAAUAACGGAAUUAGAAAUGCUAUCAUAAACAAACUACUCAAACCCAUUACGGUGUUCCCGGUAUACGGAUUGUGGAUUGGUUUGGAUGAUUUGGACAGGAAUAAAUGGAUCUGGAAUGACGGCGUACAAGGGACGACACAGAAUAUCGCAUGGGCACCAGGCGAACCUAGUGAUAGUUGGGAAAAGUGUGGGAUGCUGAAUGAACAUUUGAAAUGGCAACUCAACGAUCAUAGAUGCGAUGCUAAAUUGUAUUACCUCUGUGAGAAGGAAUAAAUUUGUUAAAAAAAACUUUUUAAUAGUUAAAGUGGGGAAAGUACCUUUGUAGGAUGGUUCACGUAACCUCUGGUCGG